AUGUAUCAAGAAUUGUUCAACCACACGGACUGCGCGGGCCAGCUCAAGUGCAAAAAGAGCAGCGAAUGUGUUGACAAAAAUCUCGUCUGCGACGGAAAAGCCGUUUGCCAAGACAUAUCAGACGAGAGCAACUGCAAGGCACACAACAUCACGUGCUUCGACAUGUUCACGUGUAGGAACGGACAGUGCAUCAACAAAAAUGGCGUCUGCGACGGCAAGAAGCAGUGUAACGACGGAUCCGAUGAAAUCGGUUGCCAUGGUAUCAAGGCUAAACUGGCGAUCAUUUUGCUCGUGGUCGCCGGACUUGUUUGCCUCAUAAUGCUCAUCAUUAUAAUUGCCGUCUGCUGCAGGUUCUACGAUACACGCAAUUCCGGUUACAAGACAAUCACUUAA
Dreissena polymorpha is the source of this 393-nucleotide messenger RNA. RefSeq names its product very low-density lipoprotein receptor-like. NCBI's taxonomy places the organism in Eukaryota, Metazoa, Mollusca, Bivalvia, Myida, Dreissenidae. Gene Ontology annotation, molecular function: protein binding. The record is from RefSeq and is a predicted model, not a curated record. Gene Ontology annotation, cellular component: plasma membrane. The transcript has 2 exons. Bases 1 to 393 code for a protein of 130 amino acids.